Messenger RNA from Glycine soja, 624 nucleotides. RefSeq names its product GATA transcription factor 9-like. The transcript has a single exon. The record is from RefSeq and is a predicted model, not a curated record. The coding region runs from base 1 to 624 and encodes 207 amino acids. Gene Ontology annotation, biological process: regulation of DNA-templated transcription. Gene Ontology annotation, molecular function: sequence-specific DNA binding; zinc ion binding. NCBI's taxonomy places the organism in Eukaryota, Viridiplantae, Streptophyta, Magnoliopsida, Fabales, Fabaceae.
AUGGUUAUCGCAAAUUAUGGGUUCCUAGAACACCCACUUUGUGUCCCUCAGGACUCAUUAGAAUGUUUGGGAAUGAUGAAUUGGGAAGGCAUGGAUUCAAUUGAUUCCAUGUUUUCUACCCCUUGGGAGAGUGAAAAGGAAAGAUUGGAACAACCUGAAAAGGAUAAAACGGAGAGGAAAUCAUUCACUGAUGUGUCAAAUAACCAAGCUAAUCAUAUGUCUCUAUUAACGCGGCUAGACGACGAGUCAAAUUUAGCUGCUGAGAAGUCUCAAACUAAGAUCUUGAAAACAAAAAACAUAGCGGCUCGAUCAUUGUCCAAGUGCAAAAUUGAUUUUCUGAAUUCGACACAGAGUGGGAGGGAUGCUAAGAUCUGGGAGAAAAGAUGUGGUCACAAGGAUGCUAGGAUCUGGGAGAGAAGAUGUAGUCAUUGUGACGCCAUAAAAACUCCUCAAUGGAGAACCGGUCCUUUUGGGCGAAAUACUCUGUGCAAUGCUUGUGGUAUACGAUUCAAGGCAGGGAAGUUAUAUCCAGAGUAUAGACCUGCAGAUAGUCCAACGUUUGAUGUAAGCAAGCAUUCAAAUGUUCAUAAAGAGAUAAUGAAAAUGAGAAACCACCUUAGUUAA